Cyprinodon tularosa is the source of this 1926-nucleotide messenger RNA. RefSeq names its product insulin receptor substrate 1-like. Gene Ontology annotation, cellular component: plasma membrane; cytosol. Bases 1 to 1860 code for a protein of 619 amino acids. Lineage: Eukaryota; Metazoa; Chordata; Actinopteri; Cyprinodontiformes; Cyprinodontidae. The transcript is spliced from 5 exons. The record is from RefSeq and is a predicted model, not a curated record. Gene Ontology annotation, biological process: insulin receptor signaling pathway. Gene Ontology annotation, molecular function: phosphatidylinositol 3-kinase binding; insulin receptor binding.
AUGGCAGAAGGUCAUGAUGGUUCCUCCAAAAGGGAGCUUGUAGGGCCUUCGACUCCUCGGUCAUCCCGCCGCUGCAGCUUUGCUCACUCUGGCGAAUAUCGUCAACACUUCCACCUGAGGAAUCGCCACACAGAGCAGGAAGAGGAUGAAGACUCCUUGGACAGUCAUCCUAGUUUGCAGUUAAAUGAACUGCCUUCAUCUGGUUUCUAUGAGGAGCUGUUCUGUGCCAGUCAGACCCCCAUGUCUCUAGUGCCCCUAGCCGGUGCUUUAAUGGCCUCUUUGGGGCCUCAGAGUGACGUAGUGAAAGAAGGAUACCUGGGGAAGCUGGAGCGGAGCCACAGAAGAUAUUUUGCGCUGAGAACUGGAAGUCACAUCGGUCCCAGCAGACUUGAGUGGUACAAGAACCAGGAGAAAUUCACCGCAGUGAAGUCUACAGGAAGGGCCUCUCUGUUUGGAGCCAACAAGCAAGGGGUCAUUUACCUGCCAUGCUGUCUUGGUGUGAGUCGGAGUGGGAGUUCCCGUAAAGGCCACACGGUGGCACUGUACGACAAGGACCAGACCUUGGUGCUGGUGAUGGAGGAGCAGCAGCAACAAGAUGAUUGGUAUGUGGCCAUAAAGAACCUAAUGGAGGGACAGCAGAAGGAUGAGGAGCAUGAAGAUGGUUUUGAGGAAGAGGAUGAUGGAUACUGCACUCUGCCGCCAGCAGCUUUCUUUAAGGAGGUUUGGUCCGUCAUGGUGAAGCCCAGAGGUUUGGGCUCUUCCAAACCGUUCACAGGGGAGAACCGACUAUGCCUUACGCCAUCAACACUCGUUUUUGUCCGACUGGGCUCUAACAAUGACUUGCCAUCAGUGACGAUACCUUUGCUAAGUGUUCGCCGCUUCGGACACCUUGAUGGCUUUUUCUAUUUGGAGCUUGGCAGGUUGGCGCCUCACGGCCCUGGAGAGAUCUGGAUGGAGGCAAGACACGGAGGAGACCCAGCUGUGGCCCAACAGAUUCACGACGCAGUUCGGGAGGCUGUACAAGCCCUACGAGCUCUUCCAGACUUCAGCAGAUCACCGACCUCCCUUUAUAAUCAGCAGCCGGCUGUUGUGGCCUCAAAACGCUGCAGACCCAAACAGAGAGACAAGCCGGCUAAUGUGAGAUCUCUUAAACCUCUGGUUCUGCAAUAUAGGUGCCCCGAGAACCAAUCCAGCCCUGUGCAACAUCCCAGAGGACCUCAGGAACCAGAAGACAUCAAGUCUGAAUCCCCUCAGAGCUUCAGCUCAAACCUCAGCCCUUCUAGGCAGCAGCAGAGCCCAGAGCCGGAACCCAAAAGCUGCACAAUGCAGAGCUGGGGGUCAGUUGAGAAAGAAGGCGGCCUCGGGUAUGUGAUCAUGUCCCCGACAGUCAGCCGCAGCUUAUCGGAGUUAUCUCAGGAGGAUUAUGUCGUCAUGGAGAGUCCACAAAAACUCAAUCAUCAACCGGGAUAUUUUUCCUCUUCGUCAUCCUCUUCCCUUCGCACAUCAUUCAGCAGCUCCACUUAUGACGGUUUCUCUCCUCUGAAUCCAUCACGUCUUCAGACCAGCGACAUCAGUCAGACUUGUUGCCCUGGGACUCCAGAAAAUGUCCCGUCUCAACAAGAACCCAGCUGUAAUCCUCAACUAGAUGUUGAUGUCCUGCAAGAUCAGAUUGAUAGGUCUGUGCUGAUUCCUCCAUUUCUGUUGUGCGCAUCGGAAAUCAAAAAGCCUCCACGGACUGGUCCAAAUGUAGAUACAGGCCAGUCCAUUCCCCCUCAGCCUGUGCAGGACCAGUCCGCUGUCAGAAGGUACUGGCUACCAACAUGUCUGCUUUCUUGCCUUCAAAAAGGCGAAAUAUCUUGAGUGUUAGGGCACUUAUUUACUUAUAUCUCAAUAUUAAGAAGUGCUUAUUUAUUUAAUUAUAUAGUG